GUCUUCUUCUUCUUCUUCUUUUUUUUUCGUAAAAAUUCUUCUUCUUCUUCUUCUUCUCCGAGCUCCGUCCGAGCAGAGAAGAAGAGUAAGGUAAGUUUUAGAGUGCACUUGUGUGGCACUCUCAUUUCUUAUCCUGCGCCUCUUACGAUUUCUUAUGGUGCGCUUCUCCGACUAGUUUCGGUGUCUAAUGGACUCUUCCUCUUCUUCUCUAUCUCUCCAAGAAAAAAUCUCUUCUGGUUAUUUCUAGGGUUUCGUUGGUUCUUUUUUCGAAAUGCUUUGGAUAACGAGAUUUGCUGGAUUAUUCUCCGCCGCGAUGGCAGUGAUCGUGUUAUCUCCGUCGCUUCAGUCAUUUCCUCCGGCGGCGGCAAUCCGUUCUUCUCCAUCACCGAUCUUCAGAAAAGCUCCAGCGGUGUUCAACAACGGCGACGAAUGUCUCUCCUCCGGCGGCGUCUGCAAUCCGUCGUUGGUCCACGUGGCGAUCACGUUAGACGUAGAGUACCUGCGUGGCUCAAUCGCAGCCGUUAACUCGAUCCUUCAGCACUCGGUGUGUCCAGAGAGCGUCUUCUUCCACUUCAUCGCCGUCUCCGAGGAAACAAACCUGUUGGAGUCGCUGGUGAGAUCGGUUUUCCCGAGACUGAAAUUCAAUAUUUACGAUUUUGCCCCUGAGACAGUUCGUGGUUUGAUUUCUUCUUCCGUGAGACAAGCUCUCGAGCAGCCUCUGAACUACGCUAGAAGCUACUUAGCGGAUCUGCUGGAGCCUUGUGUUAACCGUGUCAUAUACUUGGAUUCGGAUCUUGUCGUCGUCGAUGACAUCGCUAAGCUUUGGAAAACUAGCCUAGGCUCGAGGAUAAUCGGAGCUCCGGAGUAUUGUCACGCGAAUUUCACGAAAUACUUCACCGGAGGAUUCUGGUCGGAGGAGAGAUUCUCCGGUACCUUUAGAGGGAGGAAGCCAUGUUACUUCAACACAGGUGUGAUGGUGAUAGAUCUUAAGAAAUGGAGAAGAGGUGGUUACACGAAACGUAUCGAGAAAUGGAUGGAGAUUCAGAGAAGAGAGAGGAUUUACGAACUAGGCUCGCUUCCACCGUUUCUUCUAGUUUUCUCCGGUCACGUGGCUCCCAUCUCUCACCGGUGGAACCAGCAUGGACUUGGUGGUGACAAUGUUAGAGGUAGCUGUCGUGAUUUGCAUCCUGGUCCUGUGAGUUUGCUGCAUUGGUCUGGUAGUGGCAAGCCCUGGAUAAGACUCGAUUCCAAACGGCCUUGUCCCUUAGACGCAUUAUGGACGCCUUACGACUUGUAUCGACAUUCGCAUUGACGUUUCAGGUAUAGAAAAUUCUCAAACUUUACUUUUAACUUAAUAGCUACUUAUUAUGUUUUAGUUUGUUCAUCAGUACUUGUAGCACUAGAUUCUUGUGUGUUGUUAGUUAGUACUUAGUACUAGUAGUAUCAUUAGCGAAAAGAGACUCUCUUCAUCAUCACUAUUAACACAGCUAAUUAGAGUUGCAAGAAUUGGUUACUCUUUUGGUUCUUGUGUUUGGUAUCUAAAAUAUGUGUCCCACGUUCUCUUUUGUUCUUUAUAAAAUAUGUCUGAAAGCAAAGGGGACCGAUUCUUUUUUUUCGGACCCCAUUGUAGAGGUGACAAUGGCUCUUGCAAUCCAACUAUUGAUUGGCUUGAGCCAGCUGGGUUAUGUUCUAAUCACAUGUGGGUCUGAUUUCUUUUUUGGUUUUUCUAAAGUAUCUGAUUCCAUUAGAUAGUUACAUUUUUUUUUAAGAAAUUUUAUUUGUAGCGUCAUAUAAAACAUAAAACUAAGCCGGGAAAACGUAUGUAAUUUUAUUAUUUUUAAAAUUUACUAUGACAAAAAAACGGAAAUGCAAAUUAAGCUUAGGGAUUCGGUUAUCCAUUUGGUUUAGGUUCGUAUCCAUUCGGUUAUCGGUUUUUUCGGUUCUAAAAUUUAGUAUCCAUUCGGUUAUUUUGAAGUUUCGGUUCGGUCCCUGUUCUUUUGGAUUUAAAAUUCAAUAUCCAUUCGGUUAUUUUGUUUUGAAUAUUUUCAGAUAGCUCAGUUAUUUUUGACAUUUUCAAAUAUUUUCAGUUAUUUUUAGUACUUUUACUAUUUUAAAUAUAUUUUUAAGUAUUUUUAAUUAUUUAAUCUAAAAAUAACAUUUUGGAUUUUUUUAUUAUCCAAAAUAUUUUAAGUUAUAUCCAUUCGGUUUCGGUUCUUUCGGUUAGAGAAUUUAAUAUCCGUUCGAUUAUUUUCAAAUUUUUGAUUCAGUUCGUUUCAGUCUUUUGCAUUGAUUCGGUACAUUCGGUUUGGUUUAUUUGUCCAUGUCUAAUAUUAUUUUUGAAAGCAGCGAAUGGUGGUGCUAUAUGA
This is a messenger RNA of Arabidopsis thaliana (thale cress), 2366 nucleotides long. RefSeq names its product galacturonosyltransferase 6 (gene GATL6). The transcript has a single exon. Gene Ontology annotation, biological process: pectin biosynthetic process. Gene Ontology annotation, cellular component: Golgi membrane. The record is from RefSeq and is marked reviewed. Lineage: Eukaryota; Viridiplantae; Streptophyta; Magnoliopsida; Brassicales; Brassicaceae. The coding region runs from base 272 to 1312 and encodes 346 amino acids. Gene Ontology annotation, molecular function: glycosyltransferase activity.